Molecule: messenger RNA, 1328 nt
Organism: Lolium perenne
Lineage: Eukaryota; Viridiplantae; Streptophyta; Magnoliopsida; Poales; Poaceae
Product: serine racemase
Biological process (GO): D-serine biosynthetic process
Molecular function (GO): pyridoxal phosphate binding; L-serine ammonia-lyase activity; ATP binding
Source: RefSeq, a predicted model, not a curated record
GAGACCUAGGCCCUAGCGAGACCCAUCUCGUUCUUGGAUUUUGUUCUUAGGAACGAUCCUUACCUUUUCCACUUCGGCAGAAUCCGCCUCCGAAUCCCCACCCCCCAGUCCCCUCACUCACUUGGUCCACGAGAUUCCGCCCGGCUCAUCGUUAAGAUUCCUCUUGGCGCAAGAUUCCUGCGUCUCCUCGUCCAAAUAUUCUUCCAGCAUAGUGGUUCCUCUUGAUUUCUGCGGCCUAAUGGGGAGCAGAGAUGACGAUAGUCAGAGCACCGAAGGCCAGGGCUAUGCUGCGGAUAUCAAUUCCAUCAGGGAGGCGCAGACCCGCAUCGCCCCAUAUGUGCACAAGACACCCAUUCUGUCAUCGACAUCUAUUGACGCCAUUGUGGGGAAGCAGUUGUUCUUUAAGUGUGAAUGCUUCCAGAAGGCAGGGGCAUUCAAGAUCAGAGGGGCAUCCAAUUCAAUAUUUGCCCUUGAUGAUAAUCAGGCAUCAAAGGGUGUCGUGACACAUAGCAGUGGGAAUCAUGCUGCUGCUGUGGCUCUGGCUGCAAAGUUGCGUGGCAUUCCUGCUUACAUUGUCAUACCCAAAAAUGCACCAGCUGACAAUGUUAAGCGUUAUGGUGGUCGUGUUAUCUGGAGUGAUGCCAAUAUGGAAUCAAGAGAAUCUAUCGCUAGAAGAGUCCAGGAGGAGACUGGUGCUGUUCUUGUUCAUCCAUUCAAUGAUAAGUACACUAUCAGUGGUCAGGGUACAGUAUCCCUUGAACUUUUGGAGCAAGUCCCUGAGAUCGACACAAUAAUCGUUCCAAUUAGUGGCGGUGGUUUGAUAUCUGGUGUGGCACUGGCUGCAAAGGCCAUAAAUCCUUCAAUACGUAUUCUAGCAGCUGAACCAAAGGGUGCUGAUGAUUCAGCCCAGUCCAAAGCUGCUGGACGGAUCAUCAAACUAGCUACAACUGACACGAUUGCUGAUGGACUACGAGCUUUUCUCGGUGACUUGACAUGGCCGGUGGUGCGUGACUUGGUGGACGAUAUCAUCGUGGUGGAUGACAAUGCCAUUGUUGAUGCCAUGAAAAUGUGUUACGAGAUGCUGAAGGUGGCUGUGGAGCCUAGCGGAGCCAUUGGCCUUGCCGCUGUGCUCUCUGACGAGUUCAAGCAAAGCUCUGCUUAUCAUGAGAGCAGCAAGAUAGGGAUCAUUGUUUCUGGAGGGAAUGUGGAUCUCCGUGUGCUUUGGGAUUCUCUGUAUAAAUGAUGAAUGGGCCAUACAACUUUGUAUCGAAACUGAAAUGCACCAGAAGAUUUGCUGCAGACUUGUAAUUAAACUGUCUGUUGAGUUA